Botrytis fragariae is the source of this 1677-nucleotide messenger RNA. RefSeq lists its product as uncharacterized. The coding region runs from base 1 to 1677 and encodes 558 amino acids. NCBI's taxonomy places the organism in Eukaryota, Fungi, Ascomycota, Leotiomycetes, Helotiales, Sclerotiniaceae. The record is from RefSeq and is a predicted model, not a curated record. The transcript is spliced from 2 exons.
AUGGCGUCCAAUAUGAAGGAACGAAACUUGAACAUCACUCCCAUCUACUCUCUCCCAGCUCCAUCACACAAUUCGACUUCGAAUAUCUUCUCACCGACUGCUCUUUCGAAACCGUCAUUCGAUAUCCGUCCCGAAUCUUCACCGGCUCUUCCAUCGUCAAGUUUAUAUCGCAGGAAUCACAAGGAAAUGGCAUUGUGCGGGGAAUACUUUACAACAAAUGAAGAGUUUCAUGCUCUUCCACCCGCUCUAAAACGAAAGUAUUUCUCAACUCUGGAGCGUCUUCGAUUCGCACAAAGCUCGAGGUCAAAUGCCCUCAAUGAUCUUCCCACACAGAAUACCCGUAGAACUUCUAUUGCCGACCGACGUGGCUUGAAGAUUUCAGAGCUCGAGCCCCGGCGCAGACCUUCGAGACGAUUAAAAAAGAAGAGGGAACAUUCAAUAUCCAAUAGUAAUGAUAAAUCUUGGUAUUUAAGCAAUUACGAAACAUUUCCGGAGACAAUCAAAAGAAAACAAUUUUCGAACGAAGAACAAGCAUUAUUAGCAAGCAGGAUACGUGAAGCAGUUAUAUUGGAUGCGGCGGAUGAAAAUCUCAUAAUCCGAAGACGAUCUCGUCGCAUGGCAUCAGAUCCACCGGUAUUAUCUCCAAGCGUUAGAGGUUCUGUUUUCAGUGGGAAAACUAGCGGGACUCGAAGGAGAGCCUCGAUGUCUAGUAUGGCCGAUACGUUUCUUGACAGUUUCCAAUGGAUCGACGAUGAGUCCAAGUUAGAUCUUCAUUUGGAUGAUUAUCAUGCUUCAAUAUUUCCUUCUCUAAAAAGCGACCGGAAGCCAUCAUUUCGACGACAAAUGUCGAUUUCAAAGCUUCCUUUCGGGCGAAGCUCGAUAUCUUCUAUCACACCUAAAUCUCCAAAUCCCACAUCACCUACCUUCAGCACACAUUCCCGUUCGGCUACAUCAAUAACAGGACCUAGGCAUGCCGCAAAACACAAAGUUAAUUCAUCCCUCUCGUCGAUAGACCCUAAUGCCACCUAUUACCAAGACCCGGAAGCACGACUAAAGCUAAGAGUAUACUUAGCGUCACCGCAGAAAUUCGAUGAGAUAAUCGAGUUUGGAUUUCCAUCCAUGGAUGCAGCGAUGGGUGUAUCAGAGAAGGAAUAUAAACCAUCAAGAUUAAUAUCGAAACGUUCCUCGAGAGACAUGUUAAGGAGAAAGGCGUCGAGUCCAGCAUUUGAACAUUCAUUCUUUAAUGACGAUACUGCUUCACUAUUCGAAGACGAUAAAUCGAUGGCUGAUUCUGACGCACCCAUAACACCCCUGGAAUAUGAAAGCGGAUAUCCACUACAACGAUCUCCAUUUUAUUAUACUGGAAAACCUCUUGCGGACUUUCAAUCUGGGCCCAAUAAAGUACCUAGCAAACAACAAGACCCUUAUACACAAGUCAUGGCAGGAAAUCGAGAACCUACGUUAAGAAUGACGCUUACACGGCAGGAUUUGAGAGAUGAGAGCGCAAUAUAUGGAUGGCAAUCGAAGGAGCCGCUUGUAAUGGAGGAUCUAGAGAAUCAUAGGUAUCCACGGGGACCUAUGGGUGGGGCGGAUGGUUGGGGGCCACCGGUCGAGAAGGAAAAUGGGGUGGUAAAAAGGUUUUGGAAGAAGGUGAAGAGUCAGCGAAAGACUUCGUGA